This is a messenger RNA of Myotis brandtii (Brandt's bat), 2284 nucleotides long. It is a transcript of the gene TK2, whose product is annotated as thymidine kinase 2, mitochondrial. Gene Ontology annotation, cellular component: cytoplasm; mitochondrion. The coding region runs from base 209 to 715 and encodes 168 amino acids. Gene Ontology annotation, molecular function: deoxynucleoside kinase activity; ATP binding. Gene Ontology annotation, biological process: nucleobase-containing compound metabolic process. The record is from RefSeq and is a predicted model, not a curated record. NCBI's taxonomy places the organism in Eukaryota, Metazoa, Chordata, Mammalia, Chiroptera, Vespertilionidae. The transcript has 9 exons.
UUGAAAACUGCGCUUCAAUACAGAUUUCCUUUCUUUUGUAGAUAAAGAAAAUGAGAAAGAGAAAAAGUCCGUGAUCUGUGUUGAGGGCAAUAUAGCCAGCGGGAAGACGACGUGCCUGGAGUUCUUCGCCAACACAACAGACAUCGAGGUGAUUCCGGAGCCUGUGCACAAGUGGAGAGAUGUCCGUGGCCACAAUCCUCUGGGUCUGAUGUACCGUGAUGCCUGUCGAUGGGGCCUCACGCUGCAGACAUACGUGCAGCUCACCAUGCUGGACCAGCGCACUUGUCCGCAGACGUCACCUGUACGAUUAAUGGAGCGGUCGAUUCACAGCGCAAGAUACAUUUUUGUAGAAAACCUGUAUAGAAGCGGGAAGAUGCCCGAAGUGGACUACGUGGUUUUGUCGGAAUGGUAUGACUGGAUCGUGAAGAACAUCGAUGUGUCCGUGGAUUUGAUAGUGUAUCUCCGGACCACUCCCGAGACCUGCUAUCAGAGGUUAAAGAUGAGAUGCAGGGACGAGGAGAAGGUCAUCCCACUGGAAUACCUGGAUGCUAUUCACCACCUCUACGAGGAAUGGCUCACCAAAGGGGACCUUUUCCCUAUAGUGGCCCCUGUUCUGGUGAUUGAGGCUGACCACGACAUGCAGAAAAUGUUUGAACUCUUUGAACAAAACCGGGACCGGAUAUUAACUCCAGGGAAUCGGACACAUGGUCCAUAGGACAGGAAAGAUCCUGCCAGAAAAAUGCCCGCUGCUGCCAAGUGAGCCCUUGGGAGCGAUGUGGAAAAUCUCCUCUUGGGAGGGCUUUGCUUUCCCAAUGGUCUUUCUCCUUUGCUGGUGUCUUUCUCCUGGUUUCUGGCCCUAGGGGGUAAGUGACGCGCGGGGCCACUGGGUUUGUCAUGCCUUUCAGUGUGUGCAGCCUUGCUGGGCCCCUCUAAUGAAGCCCUGAGGAAGGGCUGGCUGACAUCAUGCUGGGCCCCUGGUCUCACCCCUCAGGCCACACAGGAGGGUGAGAGUGGUCUUACAUCCCUGAGUUGAAGCUCAGAGAGGCUAAGGGACUCCCCAAGGUCACACAGCCAGGGAGUCGGCAUCAUCCAGCCUUCUGGCAAUUCCAAAAAUGUAUCCCUGCCCCAGGCCGCCUGUCCUGAGAGCCCCACAUCUGCGUGGGGAGAGCCAGCAGUGCCUGGGGCAAAGGUCAUCGUUUUUUUAUGAUUUCAGCAGCUCUCAGGACAACAGCAUUUCUAGACAUUCACAAAAUUAUGCCGUGUUUGGCCCAAGGCCAGCGUUCAUUGGUUUCUCAGCACAGGCCACUGUGGCAUUUACACCUGGGCAACCUGGGCUUCCAUCCGUGGGAGGAUUCUUCGUUGGCUCUGAAUGGUGGUUGGUCUCCUGCUGAUGAAGGUCUUGCUGCCGUUCCCUCUCAGGGAAGUGGCCUGUGGCCCCUGGCUGGUCUGCCCAGCACCGAGCAGUCAAGGGGCCUCCAGCCCUGGCUUCCGAGGCUCCCUUACCCCAUAGUGGCCUUAUGUGCGACUGAGAGUUUGUUCCCGGGAGAGGGGGUCGUGGGGAGGAGAGAUGCAAGGGGCCUUAAGCCUUCCGAUCCAAGGGGACACCUUCAACCAUAAAGCAUGAACCAUCUUUAUUGGUUCAGAAAAGAUCUUAGCUUCGCUCAGCUGUAACAGUGCAUUGAGGCACAGCUGUCCCUUGAGUCACGUGGGAGCAAGAGGAAGGAAGCACGUUCUCCGGGACAGUCUGGGUGGGAAAGCCGGGCUUGCAGGCAGAGCACUUGGAGCGCUGGAGGGUGGAGGAGAGCAGAGGCCUCUAGAGCAGCGGUUGCAAACACAGGGAGGGGCCGUUGUGAACUCGGGGGAGGCAGGCCUGGACCCCUCCCUCCCUGAGAAGUGGUUGGUGGAAAUGAAGGUUGGGAGGCCUUGUUCCGGCCUCUGUGGGUGUGGCACCCGGCACCAAAUAGGUGGCAGGUGCUCCCAGUCCCAGAGGGAGGCGAAGGGGGCAAGCACGCUGGCUUUAGCCCUUCCUGUCUGGACUGCUUCUUGGGCUGUGUGGGCGGGAGGAGGGGCAGCAACCCAAAUGAUUGACUGGGAACCUGGAGGAGGCGGAGCCCCUGCUACCAGGACCCUUCACAUGCGGGGCCAUCUCUGAGAAUUUGUAUGUGAUCGGGCCACUGUUUUUCCCACGGCUCAGUCUGAGCAUCUGUUCUGGGGGAAAUGUGAUUUUUUUUUUUUUUUAAAUCUCGCUUUGCAGCAGCCAAUAAAUCCUGCACCUAAAAGCUGA